AUGGCGGUCCUCCCCGCCAGCGCCCCGCUGGCGCUGAAACUGUCGCUGGCCCGCUUCCGCCAGCGCAAGAUCCUGGUGCGACAGCCGUUGGCCAUCUAUAAGCAGAAGGAGCUCCUGGUGCAAAACGACAGCGAGCUCGAACACUCGCACAUCAACCACUUAUCGCUGGGGGCGACGCUGGAGAAAAACCGAGAUACUAUCGAGACCGGGGUCGACAAAAACGAAGAGGAUGAAGUGCAUUUGCAGCAGGUGAUCCACGCCGCCCAGCGCGCCCUUCUACUGAACGCUCAGGAGAAUACGGUAUACAUCCCUACCCCCGACGCUCUGAAGAUAUGGCCAGAAGCGUCUAAGUACUACUCCGACCAGCACUACGUCGAGCCCGAAACCUACGUCAAGUACAGCGCCACCGUCGAGGACACGGUGGGGGUGAUGUACUGUAUGGACGAAGAGGACGAAAAGUUCCUUAAGCUGUUGGCGCCGCCGAAGCGCGGGGUGGCGGCGUGCUCUGAGCUCGAGUUUGAGACGGUGUGCGACCACCUUGAGCGGGCGAUCGAGCAGAAGCAGCCGUUCCUCCUGAUGGACCCGCUGAACAUCCUCCUGUACGAUGAGCUCAAACAGGCCAUUGUCAACCAGCAGGGGCUGGCCAACAUCAAGGAUAAGCUCUCCACCGAACUUAAAUACCGUCCCUUCAUCACCAUCUUCGACAAACACCACGACAACCCCAAGGCGAUGGAACACCCGCGCGCCAUCGGCGAGUUGCUCAAGCUCUACGGCCCCCAGAUCUACGAGUUCUGGAAAGAACGCAAGAUCAAGCGCGGCGGCAAGCUGAUCCACCCCAAGCUCAAGUUUGAGGACCCCCACGCCCCUGAGCGCGACAACGACAACGACCCUUACGUCUGCUUCCGCCGGCGGGAAUUUCGCCAGGCGCGGAAGACUCGUCGGGCCGACACCCUCGGUGCCGAACGCUUGCGCCAUAUGCAGCGGCUGUUACAGACGGCCCGGGAGCUUGUGCUUAGUGUCGCUAAACGGGAGAUCCUCAAGCUUGACUUAUAUAAGGCGGAGGCGACGGUGUUUAAUGACCGCGUAGCCGCUAAGCAAGCGAAGCGGGCGGCUAACGUCACCGGCGACGAACACUUGUUCUACCCUGCCAAACGGCCCAAGAUCGUUGUUAAGGUCGAGGACGAAGAACGCGAAAGCCGCCGUCGCCGCGACGCCAAAGCCGCCAACGGACUGGCAUCGGGACAGGCGAACUCGCUGGCCCUGGCGCUGGUCAAGCAAGAGCGUCCGGCACCGCCAGCGCUGUCGCUGACGUCACAGCCAUACGUCAAGCUCCCCCCGGCCAAGAUCCCCGAUAUGGAUCUUGUAUCGGUGCUGCGGGUACUUCGCGAAAAGCACGACACCAUCGAGCGGGCGGUGGCGGAAAAGCUCCGCAAACGCCGCGAACAGGACCGUGGCUACGUCAACUUGACCGACGACCCCCGCCAGCCGUACUUCACCGUCACCAGCCACCCCAAGCUUGCCGAGGAGGUGACCCACAUCCCUUACUCGCUGAUCGCGGCGGCGGCCUACCACGACAUCAACACCACCCACUAUGCUAACGACACGCUUAAGCGGAUGGUCGAUGAAGGGAAGAAGCCGUUGCCCGGGGUCAAGACGAUCAAGAACGGCGUGGUGGUGCCGACGCUGCCGUUCCCGCUCGAAGUCACGCCGCCGCUGGCGCCGGUGGUGGAACAGCUGUACAUCAGCCAGUUCUUGAACAACGUCGAGACCAACAACUUUGGCGCCUACCUGGUGGGCUACAGCGACCAGUGGCGCCAGCAGCAGCGCGCGGCCCCAGACAAGGAGCUGGCCCCGCCGGUGUCGGAGACGCCGUUUAUGCGGUUGCGUAAGCGGCAGGGGCGCAUGGGGACGUUUGUCGACCGCAGAGGCCAGGUGCCGUUUGCGGACGUGGACACGAUGAUGGCUGUCGCCCACGACGACGACGAUGACGAUGAUAAUGACGACGACGGCAAAAAUGUAUAUAACGCCGCUAACGUGGCCAAGCGGGCGGCGCUGCGGUGGCUCUUCGACACCGACAUGGCCGAGGACCAGCUCGGCGCCCUCCACCCGUUUGGCCUCGACCCGCUGCGGCUCAAUUGCAUCCUGGACGAUACUCAGCUGAUCCGCUUCGGGCUGAUGUUGUUGCUGAAGCUGUACGGGUUGUUGAACGAGCUGAUCCACCAGCGGCAACAGAUGUAUCUUCAACAGGCGCGGCUCCGGGCGUUGCAGCAAAACAAGCAGGCAAAGCCUAAGCAGUAG
This is a messenger RNA of Diutina rugosa, 2298 nucleotides long. RefSeq names its product Epl1p (gene EPL1). The transcript has a single exon. Gene Ontology annotation, cellular component: piccolo histone acetyltransferase complex. The record is from RefSeq and is a predicted model, not a curated record. NCBI's taxonomy places the organism in Eukaryota, Fungi, Ascomycota, Pichiomycetes, Serinales, Debaryomycetaceae. Gene Ontology annotation, biological process: regulation of transcription by RNA polymerase II. The coding region runs from base 1 to 2298 and encodes 765 amino acids.